GUCAGCAUAUGAGAAGCUGGCUGCUUCCUUUCAUAGUCGCUGGAGCAGGUGCUGCAAGCUUCCUGAGAUCCAGCCAUGAUGAGCGCGCCAUUGCUUCGUUGGUAGCAGCAGUCCAGGCAGACUUGCAAUCUGACGUGCUUGCCCGAGAUGGCUUUCGAGUGGGCAGGUCAGCUGGCCCCGGCCCUGUGUUGAGCCCCGUUGAUGGAGCCUUGCCGGUCUCCCUCGCUCUGGCUCCAGCGCCGAGCCCAGCCCCUGCCCCGGGCCCCGCUCCGGGCCCUGCACCUGGACCAGCACCAGCGAUCGUGGUUGCAGCUUCUCCUACUGUGGGCAGCAUCCCCCUGAACGUGGACUCGAUGGGCCCCCCUACCGUCGACUUCAAAAAGACUGUUUGCGGUGUCGACUACUACAUGCUUGCUGGCAAAGCUGAGCUGCAAAAGUCAUUCGAGCACAAACUGAAGCAGGCGAUCAUAGCUGAGGUUGGACAAAAGUUGCAGGAGCAGGACAUUGUCGUGGAGAUUGGACCAGCUCCUGGAGCCGUUCUCACGCAGUGCAUCAUCACGGUGCCCAACGAGCUGAAUGAGCUGGCCGUGAGGCAAAAAUUGGACCAAGCCACAAUGGAGACAAACAUGGCCGCCGCCCUCAACGGCAUUACCGGUAUUGCGGAAGUCAGCACCGGUUCUGCAACGGUGCACUCCAAGCCUUCAGAGUGUGAGGAGUGCGUGUCUUUUGAAACGUUGCUCAUCCAGUUUUCGACAACACAUGCCUACGCUCCAAUGGUUGAGAAGAAGAAGGUGCAGCCGCUGGCCUUCAGUGGAGUUCAGGCUCUCAAGGUCUGA
Symbiodinium pilosum is the source of this 836-nucleotide messenger RNA. Lineage: Eukaryota; Dinophyceae; Suessiales; Symbiodiniaceae. The record is from the annotation of a GenBank genome assembly.